AGAGAAUUCGAGCUUUUCACAACUCGUGAGCAACCAAGAUUCGCUCUCGGACGAUGAAAUGUCCGACUUCUCGCUGAACGAGUCCGAAGAUGAGGAGAAUAUCACAGGAAAUGACACAUUCUUCUGCUACUACGCAACCUGGGCCACAUACCGGAGUGGAAAUGGGAAGGUUGACAUCGAGAACAUUGAUCCACAUCUCUGCACUCACGUGAUCUACACAUUUGUGGGCCUACAACCCACUGGAGAAGUGAAAAUCAUCGACUCUUGGCAUGACUACAGUCUGAAUGGCCUGAAUAGGUUCAUCAACCUGAAGAAGCAGAAUCCAUCCCUGAAGCUGCUCCUCGCCAUGGGCGGUUGGAAUGAGGGCUCGACGACCUACUCAAAUGUGGCCAAUUCUCCGAGCCUGCGCUCAGCCAUGGCGACGAAUGUCGUGAACUUCUGCAAAACGUACGGCUUCGAUGGAUUUGAUCUAGAUUGGGAAUAUCCUGGACAACGCGGUGGCGCCGCAUCUGAUAGGGUGGCUUUCAUAGAACUCCUGAAGGAAUUGCGGACGAAACUCGAGAGAGAAGGCCUCAUUCUGACCACUGCAGUUGGAGCUUCAGCUCACUUCAUCACAUCGUCCUACAAUGCAGCUGAGAUGGUCAAGUAUGUCAACUACAUCUUGCUCAUGACGUACGACUUGCGUUCGGCCUACGAUGGAGUCACUGGACAGAACUCUCCGCUAUACAGCAGCCCUAAAGAGUCUUCCAGCGUGGCUACUUAUAACAUGCAUUCGGCUGUCAAUGCUUGGAUCCAAGCUGGCGCAACUGCGUCCCAACUCGUCCUGGGCAUUCCGCUCUACGGCAAAUCCUUCACUCUGGCCAGCGCGUCUAACAACGGACUUGGGGCUAGAUCGUCCGGACCAGGACCGAAGGGGCCCUACACUGACGAGCCGGGAACGCUGAACUACAUUGAGGUUUGCGAGAAGUUGAUCCAGGGCGGCUGGACAACUGUUUGGGACGACGAUCAGAAGGUUCCCUACUCUUACAAGGGCACCGAAUGGAUUGGCUAUGACAACGCCGAGUCGGUGAAGGGAAAGACGGAAUAUGCGAAAUCCCGCGGUCUGGGCGGCGUGAUGAUCUACUCCCUGGAGCAGGACGAUGUCUAUGGGGCGUGUGGAGGGGGAAAGUAUCCCCUGAUGAACUCCAUCAAGAGCGCCCUCUCGGGAAGCAGCGGCGGCGGCGGAACGACAACGACCACCACAACUCAAAAGCCUGGGCAAACGACUUCCUCCACAACCACGACGUCCACAAGCACCACUACGACCACAUCAGCUCCGCCUCCGUCAGGAUCUCUGUGCCAGAGCGUAGGAUCCGUUCGUGAUCCCAACAAUUGCAGCAUUUACUACGUGUGCGAGAAGAAUCCAGCUGGAGGAUACAAGCAGACCCAAUUUGACUGCAAAACCCUUUGCUUCGACACGGCCAAAAAUGUGUGCAAUUGGUGUUAUUCCGUUUCUUGUUGAUGCACAAUAUUGUGAAAUUGAUGACAAAUCACCCUCUUAUUUACCUGCUAUUUUCUGUACAGAAAACCCAUGAUAUAAUGAAAUGGUGAUGAAAUAUACUUACUGGGACU
Messenger RNA from Phlebotomus argentipes, 1611 nucleotides. Its product is annotated as chitinase-3-like protein 1. The transcript is spliced from 8 exons. The record is from RefSeq and is a predicted model, not a curated record. Bases 59 to 1501 code for a protein of 480 amino acids. Gene Ontology annotation, biological process: carbohydrate metabolic process; chitin catabolic process. Lineage: Eukaryota; Metazoa; Arthropoda; Insecta; Diptera; Psychodidae. Gene Ontology annotation, molecular function: chitin binding; chitinase activity. Gene Ontology annotation, cellular component: extracellular region.